GAGAGGAAUUCUUCUUUUAUGUUCUGAGAAAAUAAACAAGGAUUUUUCAUUCCCAAUUCCAACAACUUUCCCAGCAAGUGUUAUUCCCUCUACUCUCCUCUCAUCAAGAAACACAAAAACAGGUGGGCUUAGAUCAGAUCAUUCUUGACAAAAAAGGGCUCAAACCCUCUGCUCAUCACUGAUCAUACCUCAAUUACAUGCAAAAAUCCAGUACAAACUCAGAAGGUGAUGAUAUGGAGAAUUCCAGAACUAGGCCUCCACCCCAGAUGAUAGAACAAGAAGAGAAGACAGACCAAGACAGCAGCAGACCGAUGAACGGGAACAGCUCCAGCAACAGCACAGUUGAAGAGAACAAUGGCAGAAAGGUCAAUUCUGGAUCUGUGAGGCAAUACACCCGGUCCAAGACUCCUCGACUGCGGUGGACGCCGGAGCUCCACCUCUGCUUUGUUCAUGCUGUUGAAAGACUAGGAGGAGAAGAAAGGGCAACACCUAAGUUGGUUCUUCAAUUGAUGAAUGUUAAAGGCCUAAGUAUUGCUCAUGUCAAGAGCCAUCUUCAGAUGUACAGAAGCAAGAAGAUAGAUGAUCCCAAUCAAGUCCUCUCGGAGCAUAGACUUCUGCUUGAUGCCGGCGAUCGCCACAUUUAUAACCUCAGCCAACUCCCAGUGCUGCAAACUCCCAACCAAACACCAAUUUCCAGCUUACGCUAUAGAGAUGCCAUUUGGGGCAGCAGCCAAUCUAACUCAAUGUACAGGACAGGAGGACUGGCCAGAAAUGCGCUAUAUCAUGAUCACUCAUCUUUCAAUUUUCAUACAAACGCGCAAUCGUCUUGGAAACUUCAUCAAACUGAUCAGAGACAGAAUGUUGUGAACCAAAGAUACUGGCAGCCGCAAAUUGCAACGACGAAAUUAGUUCAAGAUAGAGGGCGAGAGGAUGCGAUUCGUUCGCAUAGCCCUUUUCGUCCACACGAAAAAACACCGAUGAUCAUGGGCCGAUCAGAAAGUUUGAAAAGACAGCUUAAUUCUUAUAACGAUCAACUGAAUCUUGAUCUCAAUCUAUCCUUAGAAACGACACGGGGAAAAGAGAAAAAAUUGAAAAUGUGCUUCAAGAAUAUUGACGAUGAUCAUGACGAUGAUGUUGAUAGUAGCUUAUCUCUGUCCUUGUUCUCACCCUCAAAGAAAGAAAUUAGACAGAAGAGUACUACGUUAGAUCUGAGAUUGUGAAUGAGACAACCCUGAGUGAGAUUUUCAAGUACUAGUAGUACUUGUCAGUGCCAAUGCACAGAUCAUUA
Molecule: messenger RNA, 1288 nt
Organism: Sesamum indicum (sesame)
Lineage: Eukaryota; Viridiplantae; Streptophyta; Magnoliopsida; Lamiales; Pedaliaceae
Molecular function (GO): DNA-binding transcription factor activity; DNA binding
Source: RefSeq, a predicted model, not a curated record